CUAAAUUUAAUUUUACUAAAUUUACGUUAUAACUAAAUAUACUUUUUUCGUAAUUUACGAUCAGAAUGCAUGCUCAGACACUUGUUUCUUACUUCUUCGUUUCAGAUUCCGCUCAAAUUCUUCUAUCCGAAGACACAGCACUACCCAAUGGCGGUCAAAUACAUCGAAAUCUGGAUUGCGUUUCGCCAUUUUCAAAUCCCCGGAGCUAUUCACUCGCCCGAUUGGUCUCCCGGUUUUCGCAAUUGAGAAGAUUUUCUAGCUCUUCAAAUGGAUCUCCUCCACGGGACGACUCCAUUCCGGCUGUUUCAUUAGAUAGCUCUAACCCUCCUAUUGAUGCAGGUUCUUCCAUUCGAAAGCCUGCAGUUUUCUGGCCUGGAAUACACCAUUCACCUGUGACAAAAGCCUUAUGGGAGGCAAGAUCAAGUAUUGUUGACGUGCUUUCGCAGGCCACCUCUGAUUCCCCUCCCAAAGGUAAAGUCACCAAGAGUCCUAGAAUGAGCAGGACAAGUGUGUUCUACAAAUUCUCCACUGAUUAUGCUCUGAGAGAACAAUAUAGAAACCCUUGGAAUAUGAUAAGGAUGGGAAGGCUAGUUGAAGACCUUGAUGCUUUGGCUGGAACAAUAUCUUACAAGCACUGCUCGGAUGUGGAUAGCACUACUAUGCCAUUAUUGCUUGUUACUGCCUCUGUUGACAAGAUGGUUUUGAAGAAACCUAUUCGUAUUGAUUUAGAUUUGGAAAUUGAGGGGGCUGUUACUUGGGUUGGGAGGUCAUCCAUGGAGAUACAAUUGAAAGUGACCCAAACUUCACCAGACACUUCAAACCCUUUGGCUCUAACUGCAAACUUCACGUUUGUGGCCCGUGACUCCGAUACUGGAAGAUCAGCUCUAGUCAACCAGAUUUCACCUGAAACAGAAGAUGAAAUAUUGCUCUGGAAUGAAGCUGAAGAAAGAAACAAGAUGAGGAAGAGGACGAGAGAGGAACCGACAAGGAGGGUUGAUAUUGAAGAAGUAAACAGGCUUAAUGAAUUGUUGGCUGAGGGCAGAGUCUUUUGUGACAUGCCUGCCUU
Cuscuta campestris is the source of this 1066-nucleotide messenger RNA. The record is from the annotation of a GenBank genome assembly. NCBI's taxonomy places the organism in Eukaryota, Viridiplantae, Streptophyta, Magnoliopsida, Solanales, Convolvulaceae.